Molecule: messenger RNA, 1771 nt
Organism: Erpetoichthys calabaricus (reedfish)
Lineage: Eukaryota; Metazoa; Chordata; Cladistia; Polypteriformes; Polypteridae
Product: dynein axonemal intermediate chain 2-like
Exons: 11
Coding region: 1-1770 (589 amino acids)
Biological process (GO): cilium movement; outer dynein arm assembly
Cellular component (GO): outer dynein arm
Molecular function (GO): dynein heavy chain binding; dynein light chain binding
Source: RefSeq, a predicted model, not a curated record
AUGGAGAUAACAUAUGUAUACACAAAGAAACGCAGUGAAUUUGGCAGUCAAUGCAAUUUCACAGACCGACCAGUGGAGCUUCUUGUUGACAUUCUACCAGACCCAACCGUGGCAGCAAGCUUCAUUCAAAGAGACCUAUGUAACAUGCCUGUUCAGUGUGUCCAGCAGAUGUCAGAACAUGAGAUAAACACUGAGCGUCUAGAGACAGAGACUGAAGGAGUUAACCAUGUAGAAGGGGGCUGGCCAAAGGAUGUAAAUCCACAAGAACAGGAGCAAACCACACGCUUUAGAAAAAAGGUGGAAAAGGAAGAGAGCUACAUCGCUUCACUGACUAUUUUGGGAAGUCUUAUGGAGCAUUGCAUCAAGCAGAACAAUGCCAUCAAUAUCUAUGAAGAAUACUAUGAGGAAGAGGAGGAGGUACAGGAAAGCACGGAAGAGCCACCAACAGCAAAGACUCUUCAUGUUCUCAAAGACCCGAAUGACAUCAAGCGUACUGCCACCAGUUUGUCUUGGCACCCAGAUGGAGGCAGAAAAUUGGCAGUGUCUUAUUGCUGUCUGGAGUUCCAGCGGGCUAGCAAGGAUAUGAGUUUCCACUCCUAUAUAUGGAAUCUUGAGAAACCCAACAAACCACAAAUGACCCUGAAGCCAUCUUCACCCAUUGUGUGCUUAGAUUACAACCCCAAGGACUUUCACGUUCUGGCGGGUGGAUGCUACAAUGGACAGGUUGCUUACUGGGACACCCGGAAGGGUAGCCAGCCAGUAGAAAUGUCCAUCAUCGAACAAAGCCACCGAGACCCAGUCUACAAAGUAAUCUGGUUACAAUCCAAGACAGGCACAGAUUGUUUUUCUGCAUCCACAGAUGGGCAGGUGCUUUGGUGGGACAUUCGAAAAUUGAGUGAGCCUACUGAGAGGUUGAUCCUUGACAUUAGUAAAAAGGGAACCCUGGAUGGUGCUGCUGGUGCCACUUCACUGGAAUUUGAGACCACUAUGCCAACAAAAUUCAUGGUAGGAACAGAGAAUGGGAUGGUGAUAGCAUGCAAUAGGAAAGGAAAGACCCCUGCAGAGAAAAUCAGCAGCACCUUCUGCGGCCACCAUGGGCCAGUCUAUGCAUUGCGGCGGAAUCCGUUUUACCCCAAGAAUUUUCUGUCAGUGGCCGAUUGGAUAGCACGCAUCUGGUCAGAGGACACCAAGGAGUCCUCUAUCAUGUGGACGAGAUACCAUAUGGCCCGUCUGUCUGAUGGCUGCUGGAGCCCCACUAGACCCUCAGUGUUUUUUACUACAAAAAUGGAUGGUACUCUGGAUGUCUGGGACUUGCUGCUUAAGCAGAAGGAACCAACACUAAGUGUAAAGGUAUGCGAUGAAGCACUCUACAGUCUUCGGGUUCAGGAUAACGGACACAUCCUUGCUUGUGGCUCUCAGCUGGGCACAGCCACAUUGCUGGAAAUAUCUUCUGGACUGUGCAGUCUCCAGAGAAAUGAGAAGGCCCUGGCCAAUGAGAUGUUCGAGCGGGAGUCAAAACGUGAGAAGAUCCUAGAGGCUCGCCGACGGGAAUUGCGUCUUAAGGAACGCGGUCGGUCUGACCAAGGCAAGGAAGAGGAACCAAAGGAAGCUGAGCCACAAGAGAGCACUGAAGACUUAGUGGCACGUGCGGAGAAAGAAUUCUUUCAAGCCAUCGAAUCUGAGCGCAAGAAAAGGGAGCAGGAACAGCAGAAGCUGCAAACUCCGAUCAGUACGGUGAAAGUGGAGGAAGCAGGAAAACUGGUGUCAUAGA